AUGGCUAUCUGUAGCACCUUCUUUGCGCGCAUGAACAUUCGGAAGCACACCUGGCGCCACCCGAAUGGCGAAUCGUGCACACAAAUCGAACACGUUUUGGUGGAUGGUCGACACUUCUCGGACGUGAUGGACGUCCGAUCGUACAGAGGACCGAACAUCGACUCUGAUCACUUCCUGGUAGCGUGCAAGAUCCGAGCUAGGCUGUCGAACGUGUUGACCCCGCGGACUGCGAGGAUAGUGCGGUUGAACGUCCAGCGCCUCGCGAGCAGCGACGUUGCUGCAGAGUACAGUCGGAAGCUCGACGAGCGGAUCAACGAGGACGCGCCUACGGGUAACCUGGACGAGCAAUGGGGAGCCCUCCAGAGCAUCGUCAACACAACGGCUACCGAAGUGAUCGGCACGACCAGAGGACGCAAACCCAAAGGGUGGUUCGACGCGGAGUGCCAGCGAGUGACGGACGAGAAGAACGAGGCCAGGAAGCGUAUGUUGGUUAAGGGUACGCGCCGAAACUGUGAGCGAUACAGCGAGCUGCGAAGAGCUGAGAAACGAACCCACCGCCGAAAAGAACGGGAGUACGACGAGAGAGUACUUGCCGAAGCUCAAGCACAGUACAACGCGAACGAUAGACGGAGGUUUUAUGCAACUGUCAACGGUGUAAGAAAGAAAGCGACGCCUUCCCCUGUUAUGUGCAACGACAGGGAAGGUAACCUGUUGACAGAUAAGACAGCGGUAGCGGCCAGGUGGAAGGAGCACUUUCAACAGCUGUUGAACGGUGAGAUGCGAGAGGGAGUCGUCGAGGACAGGAUGAACGUUGAGGAUGAUGGAAUAGCUGUGGACCCGCCUAUGUUGGAGGACGUAGAAAAAGCCGCAAAGGAGCUCAAGAACGCGAAAUCCGCGGGAAAGGACGGACUUCCGGCCGAACUUUUCAAGCACGGGAGCGCGCGGAUGAUCGAGAUUCUGCACCAAAUCGUCCAGCGAAUUUGGAGCGAAGAACAGCUUCCGACCGACUGGUUAGACGGGCUCAUCACCCCAAUCUACAAGAAAGGGCAAAGACUCGAUUGUGCCAACUAUCGAGGCAUCACAAUCCUCAACUCAGCGUACAAAGUACUAUCCCGAAUCCUGUGGAGCAAGCUGAGACCGUUGACCGAGACCUUUGUCGGCGAAUACCAGUGCGGUUUUCGAGCGGGUCGGUCAACGACGGACCAGACGUUCACUCUGCGACAAAUCCUCGACAAGUUCCGGGAGUACAACCUGCAAACACACCAUUUGUUCAUCGACUUCAAGGCGGCGUACGAUUCAGUCAAAAGAAACGAACUUUGGAAAAUUAUGCUAGAACACGGCUUUCCGGCGAAGCUAAUAAGACUGAUUCGUGCAACGCUCGACGGAGCAAAAUCAAGCGUGCGAAUAGCUAACGAGACAUCUGAAGCUUUCGUUACGUUGGAUGGAUUGAAGCAGGGCGAUGCUCUCUCGAACUUACUGUUCAUCAUAGCGUUGGAAGGUGCUGCUCGAAGGGCAGGCGUGCAAAGAAACGGAACACUCAUCACCAAAUCGCACAUGCUGCUUGGAUACGCUGUCGACAUCGACAUCAUUGGUAUCGACCGUCGUUCAGUGGAGGAGGCGUUCGUCCCUUUCAAGCGGGAAGCUGCGAAGAUCGGACUGACCAUCAACACUGCCAAGACCAAGUAUCUGGUUGGUGGCAGAGCGCGUGGCAGUGCCGGUGAAGGUGUUUCGGAGGUGGAAAUAGAUGGAGAAAGAUAUGAGGUGGUGGAUGAAUUUGUAUAUCUUAGUACACUCGUGACGUGCGACAACGAUGUGAGCUGCGAAGUGAAACGGCGGAUUAGUGCUGCAAACAGGGCCUUCUACGGUCUUCCUCUUUACGGUCACGAGGCGUGGACGCUGAAGGAGGCUGACCAGAGAGCACUUGGGGUCUUUGAGCGGAGAAUCCUGCGUUCUAUCUUCGGCGGCAAGCAAGUAGGAGACCGGUGGCGCAGGCGCAUGAACUUCGAGCUGUACCAAGACUACAAACAUGCUGAUAUCGUAAAAGUCAUCAAGCACGACAGGCUGAAGUGGGCUGGACAUGUAGCCACAAUGUCGGACGAGCGGGCGGCUAAAACGAUAUUCAGUAGCGAGCCUGGACGGGGGCGUCGGCUUCGUGGAAGGCCUCGUACGCGUUGGCUGUGUGCAGUCGACGAAGAUGCAAGAGCGGCCAACAUUCUGCAGACGCGCCAACACAAGAUCCUGAAAAUGAUGCAGGACUUGCCGUUUAACUUCCCAACGAACGAGCUCAAGGAGGCGGCCAACACGGAAUCGCUGGACACCUGA
Molecule: messenger RNA, 2322 nt
Organism: Culex pipiens pallens (northern house mosquito)
Lineage: Eukaryota; Metazoa; Arthropoda; Insecta; Diptera; Culicidae
Exons: 3
Coding region: 1-2322 (773 amino acids)
Source: RefSeq, a predicted model, not a curated record